Molecule: messenger RNA, 5142 nt
Organism: Closterium sp. NIES-65
Lineage: Eukaryota; Viridiplantae; Streptophyta; Zygnematophyceae; Desmidiales; Closteriaceae
Source: the annotation of a GenBank genome assembly
AUGCGAAGGGGACGGCCGAGAUCCUGGGAUGAGGAAGAUGGACGGUCGGACGGGGCGGAUUAUAACGAGGGUGGAGGAUUCUACGGGGGUGACGGCGAUGACGGAGGCUCGACGGAGUCCGUCGGUUCAUGGACGAAACGUGCCGGUUGGUGGGCGCCAAGUGAGUAUACUAGCGACGGAGUGGAAGGUGACGCUGUCGACGUGGCCGGCAGUGAGUGGACGGAACCUGACGGAGCUUUGACAGAACGCGGACGUGACAGGUCAGAAGAGGGAGCAGCGGAGGAGAUCAACCAAUGGGAGCAGGCAUCGCUACCAGAGGAGUCUGACGUUGACGGAGGAGGUUCGUGGACGGAGUCGGACUACGACUGGCCGACGAAUUCCGUCAACGAGCUGACGGGCGGAUUCAUCUUCCGUCAGGGCAGUGACGAAUCGGGUGAAGAGGACGAUAUUCUGAGUUCGUGGGCCGAGGAACGCUGGGAUGAAACCGCGGAGGAGCAGCAGCAGCAGCACGAGGAGGAGGAAGAAGAAGAAGCACAAGUGGAGGAGGAAGAGGAGGAGGAGGAGGCAAGAAACGGAAACGUGCGUGGUAAGGAAGAGGCAGCAGCACGAAGGGGCGAGGAGGAAGAGUGGGGAGUGGCGCCUGGAACAAGAGGAGCAGGAGGAGAGUUCCGCAAGGGAAGAGUUACUCAUUCGGAAAGGGCUGAUUCGGCACCGGUUGCGGAAGCAAGUGGGUGGUCUCGCCAGGGGUGGAACCGUCAGGAUGGCGGCAGGAGAAGGGGCGCGGGCCGGCGAAACCGCAAGCGAAACGGCUGGCGAGGAAACAACGGCAGGCGAGCUGGGCGGAGGAGCAACGAGAGAGGUGGUGGGAGUGGGAGAGGCGGCGGCGUGAAGAGCGGGGCGGGCCUGAGAUUGCAGCAGGGGGAGAAGCGAGGGCGCGAGAUGCAGACUUGGAGCAGAGCGAGGCGGCUUGACGUGGAGAGCAAGGGUGCUCUAUCCCAAACCGUGUCGACCGUGCCGGGAGCUACGUACCUGCUGCAGCUUUCCCUGGCGUCUGUGCCUCUCCCGUUCGCCCCGCCCUCGCCCUUUGCCCUGCAAAUCCUGCUGGCGUACGCAGCAGCAUUGUCGUUCCACGUGGCGGCCAUCCAGUUCGUGGCAGCAGGGGAAUCGACGACGGUGGUGCUGCAGGUGAAGGGAGGAGCCAACGCCACAAUGGUCGACGCCUUGUCCCUCAUGCUGCUGCCCGCCGCUGCUGCCACUGGCAGUGCUGGUGCUGGUGGUGGUGCUGGUAAUGGGGGUGGAAACAGCACAGGCACACCGCUGCUACUCCAGUUCCCUCCCUCGCCUUCCUCCUCCUCGGCCUCAGCGUCCCCCUCACCUUUCAUUCUCUCGGGUGAUGCUUCUCUGGUCAACUCUUCCUCCUCCUCCUCCUCUGAUUCCUCCGAAGCAUCUUCUGGGAGUGCUGAUGGUGGGAGUGGUGCUGUUGCAGGCAGACCGUUCGUGGUGCACUCGUGGAUGGGCGCAGCACGCGUGAUGGGAGCUGCAAGCUCCGGGGACAGUUACAACAAAGGGAAGGGCGCGGCAGAGGAGACAGGCUAUGGAGCAGUUGUAGUGGCUUAUGGUGCAGGAGCGAGAGGAGGAGAGGGAUUGGAAGGAGUGGGAGGACGAGUGGGAGGUGAAGGAAGCGGAGGGAUGGCAGGAGGACGAGGUGGAGGAGGAGAGAGAGUGCUUUCACCCUUUGAGAUGGCAGCAGAACGUAUAGGACUCGGAAGGCAAGGGUGGGCGCCGUUGGGGGGUGAGGGGACGGGGUUGGGACACACUGGGAUGGGAGGAGGCAUGGGGGGAGGUAUGGGGGGAGGCACGGGGGGAGGUAUGGGGGGAGGCAUGGGGGGAGGUAUGGGGGGAGGCAUGGUGGGAGGUAUGGGGGGAGGCAUGGUGGGAGGUAUGGGGGGAGGCAUGGUGGGAGGUAUGGCUGUGGCGGGAGGGGAAGGCACAGAAGCAGCAGCAGCAGCGGCGGCAGCGGCGGCGGCUGCAGCGGCAGUGGGAGUGGCGGGAGUGGCCGGUGCAGCAGCAGCAGCAAGAAGACCCCAGCAUACUGACCCAGCCCAUCCUUCAGAAGUCACAGAAAACGCCACAGCAGCAGCAGGAGCAGCAGCAGCAGGAGCAGCAGCAGCAGUACCCAUCCCACUGCCCCUCACCCGAAGCAGCAGCGCCAGCAGCAGCACCACUGGCAGCAGCAGAAGCAGCAGCAGCGGCGGCGGCGGGACGGCCCCUCCUCUCCGCGUGUUCCGUCUGGCAGAGCUCCGACGAGCGACGUCCAGCUUCCACCCGCGCAACCUGCUCGCACUGCAGCUCGAAGCCGCGUGGCGCGACGCCAACAGCAGCAACCGCAACAACAGCAACGGCAACAGUGGCGACGCAGAUCUCGCCAACCCAGCCGCCGCCUCCUUCGCUUCCUUUAGCUUUCGCAGCAUUUCCCGAGGCAGGAGCAGCGCCGGGAGUGGGUCCUUCGGCUCCGGUCGCUCGUCUGGGUCCCUCGGUUCGUUUGGUGCUGCUGCUGGGGCUGCUGGGAGUGGUGGGAGUGGCCGGGAGGUGGGCGGGAGUGGGAGAGUGGGUGGGAGUGAUGCGGGCGAGGGGAGCGGGAGAGCGGGAGCGGCGGGAGUGGCGGGGAUGGGCGCGUAUGGGGAUAUGUACUCUGCGCGCACGGACGGGGGGAGCGCGUGGGCGGUGAAGCGGAUGAGCGAGGAGGCGUGCUCCGCUGAUGCUGGGCCUGCGGCGUUUCAGCACGAGGUGGCGCUGUUUGCAUCGCAGUCGCACCACCAGCGCCUGGCACGCAUACUGGGGCUGUGCCACGAGUGCGGGGAGCGCAUGGUCAUAUACCAGCUGCACUCGCCGCUCUCCUCCCUCUUCUUCCGCCUCCACAAGGCUCCAGUGGACCACUUCCUGUCGGCGCAGCAGCGGGUGAACGUGGCGAUAUCUCUGGCAGAGGGGUUAGCCUUCCUGCACGCACACUCGCCGCCCCUCGUGCACCGCAACGUGAAGCCCACCAACAUACUGCUCUCACCCAACGGCCACCACGCGAAGCUAACGGACUUUUGUUUCGCGCAUCCAGCACCGGGCGAGGACGGAGUGAGGGUGCCGCUGCAAGCGCAGGAGCAGGGCUAUGUCGCGCCGGAGCUGCUGCUGCCGCCCGUUCUCUCCUUCUCCCCGGCCACUGACGUGUACAGCUUCGGAGUGAUUCUCCUGGAGCUGCUCACGGGGCGUCUGGCAGUCAUGCCAGACCCAGACGACCCAGAGGAGCGCCUUGUCAUCACAGACUGGGCCGUGCAUUUCAUAAACGAGAACGAGAUCGAGCUCAUAAAGGAUCCCCGGGUGUACACACCAGCAACAGCCGCCGGUUUCACCGCUCUCGCGGCCCUAGCAGUGGACUGUAUCCGAGUGCCGGCAGUUAGGCGCCCUCCCAUGCCCUCUGUGCUGCUGAGGUUGAUGGAGAUCAGGAGGAACGUGUUUGGGUUCCCGGCUAGAGCGCCGCCUGAUCCUGGGUCUCGGGAAGAGCAUAUGGUUGGGGAGGGUGCGGAGAAGGAGGGAGAAGGGUACAGCGACAGAGACGAUGUGGAAGAGGAAGAGGAAGAGGGCGAGGGAGAUGAGGGAGCAGACACGAUGCAACAAGGAUAUGCGUUCGAGCCAGCAGCAGCAACAGCAGCAGCAGCAGCAGCAGCAGCAGCAGCAGCAGCAGCACCACCACCACCACCACUGCCACUGAUAGCAGAAGAGCACUCAGAAGAAAUGAGAAUGGAGGAGGAAGAGGAAGAGACAAGCAGUGGCAGGGACGCUGCAUAUUACACACCUUCAGAGGACCAGCUCUCUGCUAUAGACGACCGCUUCACAAGAGACGACCGCUUCACAAGAGACGACCGCUUCACAAGAGACGACCGCUCUGCAAGAGACGAGCAGCUCUCUUCUAUGGAAGACAUGUCUGCUCUGGGCGAGCUUUCAGCCAUGCCCAGUGCUGGUCUCGAUGCUUCCUCUAUUGCAGCAGACAGCAGCGUGCCCAGUGACAUGAGCGUGAGCCGCUUUAGCGAGGAUGCAUAUAGCGAGGAUCAGCUGUACGGGAGUGAAAUCAGUGGGGGUGAAAUCAGUGGGAGUGAGGUUAGUGGGAGGGAAGAGGUGAGGGGGGGAGGGUAUAUAGGCGAGCAGAUGAGUUCUAAGUACUACAGUUUGGAGCAUGCAUACUCAGUGGGUGAUGCCCAGGCUUUCGAGUCGACUCGAGGGGCUAUAGGCGAGCAGAUGAGCUCCAAGUAUUACAGUUUGGAGCAUGUAUACUCAGUGGGUGAUUCUCAGUCUUUCUCUUCUCCUGCUGCUGCUCCUGCUCCGGCCUACCCACCUGCGUCUGCAUCUGCUGCUGCUGCCACUGCUGCUGCCGGUGCUGCUGCUGUUGCUGCUGUUGCUGGUGCUCCCGGUGCUGCUGCCAGUUCCCCCCUUGCUACCCCUCACGGGUCAGACUCAGCUGCUCUAUCCGAGCCGUUAGUUCCGUUCUCCCUCUCUCCUGAUCUACAAGCUGCCUCGCCUGCUCAUUCCGACCUUGGUGUAGGCCUCGGGCUAGGGUUUGCAGCAGGGGGAAUGUAUUUCUCCAACCUCAGUGUUAUCGAGAGUGGCGACGAAGCAAGUGAGUCGGAUUAUAGCGAGGACGGACGGGGCCGCUUCACUGCUACCCCGCCCCUUCCUCCUGCUGCUGCUGCUGCUGCUGCUACUACUCCUCCUGACAUCUCCCCUGCUUUCCCUCCUGCUGAAGCAUCCUCUGGCAUAUCAACAUAUGCACCUCCACCCUUCAACCUCGCGUCAUCUCAGGACAUAGCAGCAGCAGGUGCAGCAGCAGACGCAGCAACAGCCGCACCAAUAGGUGCAGCAACAAUAGGUGCAGCAACAGGCACACUUGCAGGCGCAGCAGCAGCAGUAGACGCACCUCCUUCCUUGGACAUCCCUCCUCGUGGUGUGGGAUUUUCCUCCCCGUCCGCUACUGCGUUCCCAUCUCCCUCCGCUACCAAAGCAGCAGCCGGAUCCGCGUGCUACUACACAGACUCUGAAGGCAGUGAGAGUGUUCAGAGCGAGAGCUUUGAUGUGAGGCCUCAACCUCAACGGUACUAA